Molecule: messenger RNA, 10195 nt
Organism: Pelobates cultripes (western spadefoot toad)
Lineage: Eukaryota; Metazoa; Chordata; Amphibia; Anura; Pelobatidae
Source: the annotation of a GenBank genome assembly
AUGUGCCCUACCCACACUACAUCCCUAUCCCACCCCACACUAUGUGCCCUACCAACAUCACAUUCAUAUCCCUCCCCACACUAUGUGUCCUACACACUCUACAUAACCUACAAACAUACACACUACAUCCCUAUCCCACACUAUAGUGUGUUCCUUACAUCCAUAUCCUGCACUACACCAUGUUCCGUACACACUGCAUUGCCUACACACUACAUGGAUGUAAGUAAUGAGAGAGAGAAUUAGAGAGAGUUAGAUGUGUCCAGCUUUUGGUUAAUGAUCAAAGACCUCUUGUCUUUGGCUCUCUCUUCAAUUUUUAAGGAAGAGCUUCCCUUAACUUUCUUUACAUUACUAAUUUUAAGUCACCAAUGGAGCCAGGUGCGUGUACCUUCUCUUUUGAUUGCCACAUAGACUUUGAUCUAUAGGUGGCAUUGUAACACCACAAGAUACUCUCAUCCAGAAUUUCCAACUACCACUUCGUAUUGAUACCGUUCAUCAAAUAUAUGUCAGUCUUCAAAGAGAUUUUCUUGGGCCAUAAAGUAUGAUUUUGACGCAUUUAGUCUCUGUUUCAACUUUCUAUUACAAUGGAAUCUUGUAGUAAUCCAUUUAAUUUAAAAAGUAAAAUUAAUUACUUUAGUAUUAUCUCUUCUGGUAAUCCUGUGUCUGUUUUUUAGUUACGGUCUCAUUGUGUCAAAUUUAUGGGUAUUAUUGUUACGGCCCCCGGCUUGCAUCCACACGUGGUCGCACCCGAUUGGUGCGACCACACAGGUAGGCAUCAGGGCUUACUUGUAGAGCAGCAAGCCAGGAGCUGACCUGCUGGGGUGUCUUGUCCCAGUACGCACAAAGUUCAAAAUGGUGCCAGCUGCCGCGAGGUCGCGUCCAUCUGUAGCCCCACCUCCGACAGAGUCAAAGGUCUUGCAAAUGUUCAUGUGAAGUCACAACAUCAAAGCUCUGACCAGUCACAGUCUAAGGAGGGAUAGUUAAACCCCAGGUUACCUUAGUUUAUUGCCCUGUCGUGGUUUCUGUUCCUGGUUAUCCGAGAGUGCGUUUACUGUUAUAAUAUUGAUAUUCCUGGUAUUUCACCUAGGCUAUUCCUGACUGUAACUGAUUGCCUGGCACCCCAAAUGGGUACCUCAGUUUGACGGUUGCUCCUAGUGCUUCCCGAGGGCUCCAAGCACUCCACUGGAUACCAUAACCACCGCAGACCCUGUGAACCGUCGAAUCCUCCAAACAUGAGCCAAGACUUCAUGAAGGGUAGAACAUGUCUGAAGCUUUUUUGGUACAGGUUUGCUUAUAUACAAUUCCUCAGGCCAGAGGCACCUCCCCCUGGACCUGAUGGAACACAGGCACACAAAAGACACAAACGAAUCAGAACAAUACAAGAAUGUCUGACACCCCCACUUACAGCAAACAAUUCCUCCCCUCUGCCUGUGAUACACUUAACAAAGACAAUGGGCUAACUCAAUUAACUCUAAACAGAAAAAAACAUAAAUUUUUACAAACCCCAAAAUACAACAUAUCCCCACAUCACAUCCUCUGAUAGCCUCGAUCUGGGUGAACAACAUAUCCAAAAAUCACCCAGAUGGGUUCAGAGGUUCAAGAAUUUCCUGGAAGUCUUAUUUUUGCACCACCUUGCACAUGGUCCCAUGCCCAAAACAGUUCCAUACACUCGACGACAAAACACCACUGGACAAUUUAAGAUGGCCGCCACUACAUGUUUGAAUCCGUUCCAGUUAAAAGUCCAAGGGGCAGAAACCGUAUUUUUUAACAUGGUUUAUCACAGGGCCCAUACUCCCAGGGUAGGAGGCUGGCAAACAGGCCCCUCCAAAAACCAGUGGCAAAGUGGAUUUAGUCACUGACUAUUCUAUUUUCCGGUUUCCCUGAUUGGCUUGUACUUAUCGAUCUUGUGUAUUUCUGGCUACGUUGACCUCAGCUUUCCCUUGACUAUUCUCUAUUAUUCUAGGGACCGGUUUACAAUCUGUCUGUUUUCUGUUCUAUGUAGAUGUUAUACAGUUCCGCGUGUUGGAUCCUAUAGUUGCCGUGACCAUUAUUAGUAACAUGACAGCAUGUGAUGUAUACAUAUCUUUUACACACAUUCAGCUAUUAGUUUAAUAAUAACAUUCAUUGGGACUCUUUCUAUGAAUAUUCAAUAUUAUUAACAUAGUGUGACAAAUGCCUCUGUCCACAGACAUUUGCCACGGACUCUUGGAGGAGUAUGGAAGCUGGCCUCCUGCCCACUGACUAUGGGCCAGGUCAGCAACUAUAAUGACCUAUAUUUUAUUCCCCCUGGUUUGGCACCUCCCAUUCAUGCGCAUAGAACCAAAUGCUAUCUCCCUGGCGGCAAAUAGACUUAAGGGUGACUUAGCCGCGAAUGCCUUGGAGCUAUUUUCGACUAUGGGACCAUGCGUGCGGUACAUCAAAUAAAUGAUUUUCAGGAUUUUCCUGAACCCCUGAACUGAUCUAGAUGAUUUGUGGAAAUGUUGGUCACCCAGAUCAGGGCUAUGAGGGGAUAUAAUGUUUGUGGGGGGUUUAUUAUUUUUGGGGUACUUUUUGGGUGUUUGGGAAAAAAUGUGUUUUUUCUGUACUUAGAGAUAAUUUGAUUAGAUUAGUACAGUUCCUGAUCAAUUAUCUCCCCUAGGUUAUAAUCUUUUAAGAGCAGCCUGCUACACUCUCUGGAGUAGGAGAGGUCUACCCACAGGAAGCUGGAGCCUUGCCUUAGGUACAGGUUAGAGGACGGCGAGACUCCAGCCAAGCUGCGGCGGUUAGGGGUCUACGUUUCUGAUGUUGUCUGGUGGAGUGUUUGGAGUACUCGGUGAGCACUAGGGAGCAGCGAUUGGCGGAGGCAUCCGGUCGGGAUUCCUGGGGGUCCGUCACAUUUGGUGCAGUGGUGGGAUUGCUUCCUAGUGAGUAUAGAAGCAUACUGGAGAUACCAGAAUCGUUAUGGAGUUAUAAUUGAGGGCAACGCUAGCAUGUUGGGAAAGGAGUUCCAGAGGAGUGUGUCGCAGAGAUUGGGUUUCUUCGAGUUGCAAUCCAUAAGCAGUUGUGCCCACGGACUUGGAGCAGGCAAGCAUGGCAUCCUGUGACUCUUACUCAGAGUUUUUGUUUGAGGUGCGGCAGCAACUGGCCUAGUAUGGCUCUAAUGUUUUGAUGGAGACCUUCCAGGUGACCAUCGAUAUACAAGCCAAGAGAGACCAUGAUUUCCUAAUGGCUAAAACGACGGGAGGAGGUCUCCAGCGAAAAGCAGUUUAUAGCUGCCCUUCGACAGAGAUGAUGCAACUGGUCUAGGAGGAUGUGCCCACAGAUUUAAUUGACUUUACAUCAGAGGAUGAUAGCCUCAAUCUCCAGCGGCAGCCCAAGGUACCAGAGUUAGGGCCCUGAUUAACCCCUGUGGGACCGUCUCUGCCCUGGCCCUGCAGGGAUGCUGGGCAGCCGGCUCAGAUCUCCAACUACAGUCGGAGUUACCAGGAGUAGGGGCAGUCGGUCCUACUCCCCAGCAGCAGUGUACCAUAAUGGAAGAGGAGACAACCGGUCUCUCUCCCCUGCAGCAGCCGGAGAUACUGGAAUAGGAGACAGCUGGUCCCUCUUCCCAAUUGCAAGAUAACCUAAUAGACUGGUCCUGGGAGGACCCCCAGUCGGCAAGUGGAGAUGGGACCGAGGUCUCUCCACCAGCCCUAAAGGGAUGCUAGGCUGCCAGCCCAGGUCCCCAACUGCACCUAAAAGUACCGGGAGUAUGGACAGUCGGUCCUACUCCCCAGCAGCAGUGUAUAAUGCAGAGAGGGGAGAUAGUCGGUCUUUCGCUGGAGAGACCAGAAGAGGAGAGCGCUGGUCCCUCUUCCCAAUUAGCGCGGGACCUUACAGACUGGUCCUGUGAGGAACCCUAAAUGGCAGGUGGAGAUGGCACUGAGUCUCUCCACCAGCCCCACAGGGAUGCUGGGCAGCUGGCCCAGAUCCCCAACUACAGCUGACAUUACUGGAGGGGUGGAACCAGUCCCCCUUCCCACCCCCAGCUGGAAGUACCAAGAGGGAGGACAGUCGGUCCUACUCCUCAGCGGCAGCAUACCGUACAGGAUAAGCCUCUCCUCCCCAGCGGCAGAUGCCCAUCCCAGCUCUGGAGGUAGUGGAUGGGACGGAGGUGUAUAAUAAACCCUUCACAGUGGAAGAGCUGGCAUCAAGGGAGAGUCCAGCUAGCCUCUGCCCUACCAGUCCCAGUGUUGCAGCGUUGUACUGUCUGCAGGUCCCCACAGCAGAAGCGCUGGCAUCCGGCUGUCCUCUGCCCUCCCCUUUCCCAUUGUCCACGGCCUGAAUACCCGCAGGCCACCACAGCAGAAGUGCUGGCUAUGGAACAGACCGCCACUGGCCUCUGCCAACUAAGCCCAGACUGCACGGAGACUUGGAGCAAAAGAGACCAGGGGCAGCCUACCCCCACACAGCAACCUGGGGCAGACAGGACAGAGCUUGGCACUGGAGGCUACCCAGCAAACUAAUUGUUUUUGGGUUGGUUGCCCGACUAACUCGGGUACCGACCGGCAGCAGGUCAGGUACAUGGUUAGUCUCCCCUUGGGAGGCAAGAUAUGUGACAUAUGCCACAGACUCUUGGUGGAGUGUGGAGACUGGCCUCCUGCCCACAGACUAUGGGCCAGGUCAGCGACUAUAAAGACCAAUAUUGUAUUCCACCUGGUUUGGCACUUCCCAUUCUUGCGCAUAGAACUAAACGCUAUAUCCCUGGCGGCCGUUCGCAUCGACCAAAACCGCGAAUAGACUUCAGCGGGAAUAAGUCACGAAUGCCCUGGAUCUAUUUUCUGCUAUGGGACCAUGAGUGCGGUCGGUCAUAUAAAUGAUUUUCAGGAAAUUCCUGAACCCCAGAACUGAUCUAGAUGAUUUGUGGAUAUGUUGGUCACCCAGAUCAGGGCUAUGAGGGGAUAUAAUUUUUGUGGGGGGUUUAUUAUUUUUGGGGUACUUUUUGGGUGUUUGGGAAAAAGUGUGUUUUUUUUCUGUACUUGGAGAUAAUUGGAUUAGAUUAGUACAGUUCCUGAUCCAAUUAUCUCCCAGGCAGAGGGGAGGGAUUGUAUAAUAUGUAUGGGAGUAUCAUGUAUUAUAACUCUGUCACUGGUCUGUGACUUUGUAAUAGUCUUCCAUCAGGUCCAGGUGGGAGUACUCAUUGCAUUGGGACUGACAUAAAAGACCAAGUGUGGUCCCAUUAAUAUCAGUUACUCUUUACUCUCAACAUAGAGCCUCGUCUCAAGUAUGGAGCGGACAGCUGUAUCUACCCUGGGGUUUGCUUAAUCGUGAUACUCCCCUGGGUUAAAAUCACUUGCUUUUUUUAAGAGCAGCCUGCUACACUCUCUGGAGUAGGAGAGGUCUACCCACAGGAAGCUGUAUCCUUGUCUAAGGUCCAGGGUGGGUAGAGGACGGCAAGACUCCAGCCAAGCAGCGGCGGCUACAAUUCUAUGGUGCUGAUGGAGUCUGGUGGAGUACUCGGUGAGCCGUAGGGAGCAGCGAUUGGCGGAGCCACCUGGUCGGUGUGCCAGACGGUCCAUCAGCUUCCUAGAUGGAGCAGAGGACAAACCACCGCACUUCUGCCCACAGUCGCCGUUUGCUGGACUAGGGCCCUGGAACCGCUCCUUCCUUUAGCCGAAUAGGGAAUUGGCUUUAGUCCUUACAAGGACUUUCCUUGUUGAAUCUCCUGUAAGCUGGAACAGCAGACACAGGAACAAAUCUUCUUUCCUCCAAUAACAGGACGACACACAGUUUUGGAGUACAAGCAGGAACAGGUUUAAUGAGCACACAGGCAUUUCUUUUAUAAAGAUUUUCAGGCCAGAGGCACACUGUAACAGAUCCCCCUGUUUUUCGUUGGAUCUGUAAUUUUGUGAACAAGCCAUUCGUUUAAAACUUUUGUCUAAAUUGACUGUAAUGGAUCCUAUAGUAAAAGGCUGUUCAAAUCACAAAUUUUUUACCGAACGCCCGACCACCCAGGACAGAAGUGUGUCACUCAUUUAUCUCCCUAAUGCAAGAAACACCUCGAAAAGGUGUUUAGUCGAAAGCACUCAGCAGUGUUUGGUCGUCGACCGCGUGGAACUAUUUUCGGCUUCCUUUUCCACGAACACCGCUGAAACUUCUACCUUCCAUGCGUUCGGCUAAACCCAUGCUAACAGAGCACUAUUUCUAUGGAAUAAACUCACGAACAAGCCGAAUCUAAAGAGAGUAAGCACAAACUAAUCCAUUCGUGCAGUUUGAACUUUAUGUGAAUGGAAAGAUAGACCGACCGCACAGCCUGAAUCUGUGGAACUGUUUUGGGCAUAUAAACAGGCGUGCAUCGGUCCAAAGAGACUUUCACCUAUCCCCUGAAUCCCUGGACGGAUUCAUGUGAUUUUUACAUAUGUUGCACCCCAAGUUAUGCUGAUAUAGUUUUAUUCGUAUAUGUUACAGUUGCCUCCAGGCUGGCUGGAAGUUGGAUCGUAGAAAGGAUGCUCCUUCCGCUCACCAAAGGACCAUCAGCACCAUAAACACUGUGUAGACACCAUAGGUACUGCAGACUCCAUGAACCACCGCUGCUGGGCUGGUAUCUCUGUCUUUCCACCCUGGAUCUACGUGGGUGGGUCCAGUGGGUGAUCUCUCUUCUUUCUGCAGAGCGAAGCAGGAUCAGGAACCUAGAGCUCUUACAAGAGCUCAGUAGUGAUUAGCCAAGGCAGCAUGCAGAGCAUGUCAAUCCCUGUAGUGAUUAUGGCUGUCCCCUACAAACAUGAGUCGAGGCUGCAAGUUACAGGGACAAGUCAUUCUGUUUAAUUGGCACCAAAGGGCCUUCUUUUAUGCAGGUUUUCCUUACAUAGAACCACCCAAAGGGUUUUACAGAACAGCCAAUAACACACGUACAUUACAGAAAAAACUCUCAGCAAUUACAAACAAAAUCCUCCCCUCUGCCUGUGAUAUAAUUAUGGUACACAAUGGUUAACAUAAUUAUCACAGGCAGGAAAAAUACAGUUUUUACACACAUGCUGUAACUUCAAAAAUAUACAUCCAGUCUUCAUAAAAAAUACAUAUUCGAACUCAGAACACUUAAAAUACAAACAUAUCCAAAAAUCGAACAAUUUAAACCACCCUCCAGUGGUUUAAAAGUUAGGUAGAAAUCCUUUGUGACCAACUGAAGCAUAGCUUUCCAGCCCAAACCAGUUCCAUAGAGUCCUCUAUCCUGGAUAUAAUUGGGUUAACUGGGUGUGGCAAGCCAACUAUCUCCAGGUACAGAAAAUAUUUCCAUUUACAACAACAGCAAAAAUACAUAACUCCUAUCAUACUCAACAGAACCCCCAUAUUCAACCUAUCUCCAGAUGGCUUGGAUCUGAGCACUCAAUAUAUCCAAAUAGCGUUUAGAUCCCACAAACACAGUCAAAUCGCCAUACACACUAGGUCCAUAGUCAUGGGGCAGAAGGCUGGCAAUUAGGCUUCUCCAUAACACAGGGAAGUAGGGUAAUUUGUCAAAUAAAAUAACAGUUAUAAAUGACAGUCUGUAACAGUAUACAAUGUAAAAUCAGGAAGUUAUAUAAAUGUCUAAAAAGUAUGAUUUUUUUCAGCUUGGAGAUAAUUGAGUAGAGACAGUAAGUAACUCCAUUAUCUCCCAAGCAGAGGGGAGGGAAUAUGUGGGAUGUAACCGUUGUUUGAUUGGCAAAUGUAUAAUUGUCUGUGGGUGUCUCCCUUGCAUGGGAAGACUGCAUAAAAGAGUAUUUGCCAUUAAACCUUCAGUACUUCUUCACCCUCAAUCUAGAGUUUUCUCUUAUUGGGGGUAACAGCCAUACAGCUAUCACGCUAGCUCUUAUAAGAGCUUAUUCACUUGGAUCACUACUGGAUGCUGAGAAUCCUCCUCACUGAUCGGGAAAAGGACACCCUCCAGCGGUGGAAACUGCUACACACACUCCCUGGACCCGAUGGUAAAUUGGAACAAAAGGAACACAAACCAAUAGGAACAGUAAUUAACACAAUAACACUCCCACAUGCAGUCAGCAAUCCCUCCAUUCUGCCUGUGAUAUAAUUAAGCUAGCUAAUGGAAUAACCUAAUUAUCCACAGGCAGAAAAUGUACAUUUUACCCCAAAGUCCAGAAACACCCCAAAACACAAACAUUUCCCCAUAUACAUCCCUGGAUAGCUCUGAUCUGGGUGAACAACAUAUCCAAAAAUCACCCAGAUCAGAGCAGGGGUUCCCGAAUUCUAUGAAAGUCACAUUUGACCAACCGCAAGCAUGGUUUUCAUGCCCCAAAUAGUUCCACAGAUUUAGGCUGUACAGCCAGUCUAUCUUCUCCUUAAUAUUAGGUACAAAUUGUGCAAACGAAUCCGUUCGUGAAUACUGUCAUUAGAUGCGUCUUGUUCGGGAGUUUACUUUCACUAAAAAGCGCUCUGUUCGUAUGGAUUUAGCCGAACGCACGUAAGGUAGAAGUCCCAGCGGUGUUCGUGCUUUUGAGUGUCCAAUUUCAGUUCCAGGCACUCAACGGCAAAAUACCGCUGAGCGCUUUCGACUAAACAAAAUGGUCACUGCCACGUGUUCGUUCAUACGAAUGCCAACCACCCAGCCGUUUGCCAAUUAAGCUGCGGUUAACCACAGCUUCUGCAGGGUGGUCUGUCUUUCACAAGUGCCUCAAAACCCAAUAAGUCACAGGGGCCAUAAUCACAGGGCAGGAAUCUGGCAAGCAGGCCUCUCCAAAACCCAGUGGUGAGGUACCUUUCGCCACACAUAGGUAUUAUAAUAUAUAUAUAUAUAUAUAUAUAUAUAUAUAUAUAUAUAUAUAUAUAUAUAUAUAAUUUAUUAUAACAUUAUUAGUUAAUCUAUAUAGAUAUGUGUAUUGGCUGGCCUCUUUUUAUCCCCCUUGUUGCAGGCAUAAAUUCUUGUUUUAAAAAAAAAAAAAAAAGGAACUCUGCAUUGUUUACUUAACCCACAUUUGUUUAGUCACUGAAUAGAGUUUGAGAGAUCGAGAGAAACAAAAAUGAUUGAGCGUUGCAUUUUGUUACAAACUGGAGUCACAUCUGCUAAGUGGUGACUUACAUUAUACAUUUUUAAUUUCUAUCUUAUCUGUCAGUAUAAGUAUCUGACACAAUCAAAAAGAUACUUCAUAGUCAUAGUUCUGAUUGAGUUUACCAUACUUAGAUAAACUAAAGAAAAUCUGUUGCUAUAAGUUAUUUAAUUCCCAGUGCAUUUCUUUCAGAUUUUUCCAGCAGUAAAAGUUAUCAAGAAGGACCUGAGAAGAACAGAAAUAUAGUAAGCAAGACUAUGCAGAAAUCUUUCAAUACAAGGACCAAAAAUUCCAACUCUAAAAACUCAAGAAAUCUUUUACAAUCGUAUAUGUCUACAAAUGAAAUAGUAAACAGAAAAUCAAAGCUUUUCCCCUGUUCUGAAUGUGAGAAAUGUUUUAACAAUCACUCAAGUCUUGUUGCACACAAGCGAACUCACACAGGAGAGAAACCGUUUUCAUGUUCGGAAUGUGGAAAAUGUUUUAACCGUUAAUCACAUCUUGUUAGACACAAGAGAACUCGCACAGGAGAGAAAUCUUUCUCAUGUUCUGAAUGUGAAAAAUGUUUUAGCUAUAGCGCCGCUCUUGUUGUCCAUCAGAGAACUCACACAGGAGAGAAACCAUUCUCAUGUUCAGAAUGUGGGAAAUGUUUUGUUCAUAAAGUAGAGUUUAACAACCAUCAGAGAACUCACACAGGAGAGAAACCGUUCUCAUGUACGGAAUGUGCAAAAUGUUUUAUCCGUAAAUCACAACUUGUAAGCCACAACAGAACUCACACAGGAGAGAAACCUUUCUCAUGUUCUGAAUGUGGGGAAUGUUUUAUCCGUAAAGCAAGUCUUGUUGAACACCAGAGCAUUCACACAGGAGAGAAACCUUUCUCAUGUUCUGAAUGUGGGGAAUGUUUUAUCCGUAAAGCAAGUCUUGUUGAACACCAGAAAAUUCACACAGGAGAGAAACCUUUCUCAUGUUCUGAAUGUGGGAAAUGUUUCAUCCGUAAAUCACAUCUUGUAAACCACAACAGAACUCACACCGGAGAGAAACCCUUCUCAUGUACGGAAUGUGGAAAAUGUUUUAUCCGUAAAUCACAUCUUGUAAGCCACAACAGAACUCACACCGGAGAGAAACCCUUCUCAUGUACGGAAUGUGGAAAAUGUUUUAUCCGUAAAUCACAUCUUGUAAGCCACAACAGAACUCACACAAGAGAGUAA